AUGUACACGAUCUGGAGAGUGGUAGGAAUCACUAUUGGUGUGACAGCUGUGGUAGGAGUGGUGGUAGGGAGUUUGACAUGGGGUAUAUUGGCCAACCGAGGUCCACCACCGCCGGAACUAAAGCCACUGGACUGGUGGGAACACACCGUCAUAUACCAAAUUUACCCUCGGUCCUUCAAGGAUAGUGACGGGGAUGGCAUCGGUGAUUUAAAAGGAAUAUCAACGCAAUUGGAUCACCUGGUGGAUAUCGGUAUAGGCGCGAUAUGGAUGUCACCCAUCUUCGUCUCACCCAUGGUGGACUUCGGUUACGACAUCAGCGAUUUCUACAACAUCCAGGCUGAAUAUGGGACCAUGGCCGAUUUUGAAGAGUUAGUGAAAAAGGCGCAUGAUCUUGGAAUUAAAAUUCUGCUGGACUACGUUCCUAAUCACGCAAGUGAUCAGUCUGAGUACUUUAAGCGAUCACUGGCGAGGGAGCCUGGCUACGAGAACUUUUUCGUUUGGGCUGACCCCAUCAUAGACCCGAACAACGCUUCUAAUCGGCUUGUCCCUUCCAACUGGAUAAGCGAGUUCGGUGGCUCAGUUUGGGAAUGGAGCGAAAUCCGCCAGCAAUACUAUUUACAUCAAUUUGCAAAAGAGCAAGUAGAUUUCAACUUCAGAGACCCAGCCGUCAGAAAUGAAAUGUUGAACAUAAUGAAGUAUUGGUUCGAGAAGGGUGCAGACGGAUAUAGAUUAGACGCAGUGGUGCAUCUCUUCGAAGCGGAUCCUAACGACCACGGGGGAGUAUAUCCUGACGAGCCUUUAAGUGGGAACAUGUUCUUGAAUCCAGAUCAAGCUGGUUACACUACACAAGAGUAUACGAAGCAUCUAAUUGAACUCUAUGACGUAUUGUACGAUUGGAGGGAAUUCGCUGAUGGAUGGAAAGAUGAAAAUAAUAGCGAAACAAAAAUUCUUCUCGCGGAAGCCUACGCUAACAUUACCAUGACUAUGCUGUACUACGGCGUCGAGGGAGGCCGGGACGGUGCUCAUUUCCCAUUCAAUUUCGAACUGAUCAAUAGUCUGUCUGCUAAAUCCAGCGCGAGGGAUUUUGUCUACGUUAUCAAACGUUGGCUCACCUAUAUGCCUUCUGGGAGGGUGGCGAAUUGGGUGUUCGGUAAUCACGACAAGAACAGGAUGCCUUCGCGAUUCAGAACCAAUAUGGUUGACGGCUUAAACUCUUUAAGCAUGUUACUACCUGGAGUGGCCAUAACUUACCAAGGUGAGGAGAUCGGUAUGAGGGAUGGAUACGUCAGUUGGGAGGACACUGUUGACGUUGCUGCCUGCAACCAAGGCAACCCAGACAACUAUCUGGAAUACUCCAGAGAUCCGGCCAGGACACCGUUCCAUUGGGAUAAUACAACCAACGCUGGAUUCUCGACCAACUCCACAACUUGGUUGCCAAUUGCACUAGAUUAUACGGAAAUCAAUUUAAAAGCCCAAAAAGAAGCUAAGCGAAGCCAUUAUAAGGUAUACAAAUCCCUGAUCAGUCUACGCAAGCAGCCAGCUUUGUCACAUGGCAGCUACCACAUUCAAGCACUCUCUGAGAACACUUUCAUCCUUAUAAGGCACCUUAUAACACAUGACACCUAUGCGUUAUUGUUCAACGUUGGCUCAGAGGACGACACUGUCGACUUGGAUAAUGUUACUCUCUUGAGGGAACCAUUGACAGUUUACGCUUCCAGUGUGCAUUCUAGUAGAGUUGACGGUGACACAGUUCCCUGGGGAGAGCGGGGGCGCGUGACCCUACAGGCGGGGGAGGCGAUCGUCCUGCGAGCUCCACCGACGUAG
Pararge aegeria (speckled wood butterfly) is the source of this 1824-nucleotide messenger RNA. RefSeq names its product maltase 2-like. The transcript is spliced from 8 exons. Bases 1 to 1824 code for a protein of 607 amino acids. The record is from RefSeq and is a predicted model, not a curated record. Gene Ontology annotation, biological process: carbohydrate metabolic process. Lineage: Eukaryota; Metazoa; Arthropoda; Insecta; Lepidoptera; Nymphalidae.